Sphaerodactylus townsendi is the source of this 2312-nucleotide messenger RNA. RefSeq names its product vomeronasal type-2 receptor 26-like. The transcript is spliced from 5 exons. Bases 16 to 2277 code for a protein of 753 amino acids. Gene Ontology annotation, cellular component: membrane. Lineage: Eukaryota; Metazoa; Chordata; Lepidosauria; Squamata; Sphaerodactylidae. Gene Ontology annotation, molecular function: G protein-coupled receptor activity. The record is from RefSeq and is a predicted model, not a curated record. Gene Ontology annotation, biological process: G protein-coupled receptor signaling pathway.
ACCUAUCAGGCCUCCAUGGAACUCCUCUCCGCACGGGACAGAUUCAUCCCCAACUACAGGUGCAGCUCCCUCAGCAAUCCGGUUGCUGCCAUCGCGGGACCGAGUGCUAGUUUUUGUCGUGACAUGGCAACUAUUCUGAACUCUUACAAGAUUCCACAGCUCACAUACGGUUCUCCUUCAGUGAUGAAUACCAAAAGCCAGUCGAUUUUCUCCAGAUGGAUGUUCCCAAACAGCAACCACCAUUAUAAUGGGAUUCUUAAGUUACUGCUCCAUUUCAGGUGGACGUGGAUUGGAGUGAUUCAUCUGGCUGUCAAGACCUCAGAGGUAUUUGUACAUAGUGUGCUUCCCCUCUUUUCCCAGAAAGGGAUCUGCUUUGCAUUCAUUGAAAGCUUUCCCCAAAUGUCAUCUUCCAAUGAUAUUGCUGAAGUGAUGGAGAAGGGAUUGGGUUUAUUCAACGUUGCCAUGACAAGCACGGCCAAUGUGCUGGUGGUUCAUGGCAAUACUGAAACGAUAAUGAUUUUGAGAAUGAUGCUGUAUGGGUCAAUAUUUGAGAACAGACCAGUGGAGAAAAAAAUCUGGCUCAUGACAGCCCAGAUGGAAUUCACCUCACUAUCCUUCCAGAGAGACUGGGACUUAGACUUCAUCCACGGUGCUAUAUCCUUUGCCAUUCACUCAGUGGAGGUGCCGGGAUUCCAGGAGUUUCUUCGGAGGAGAAACCCUCGAGUGGAAGAGGAAGAUGGCUUUCUCAAGGACUUCUGGAAAGAUACAUUUAAGUGCUGGUUUCAUGAUUCUGUAUCCCACAAGAAGGCUAUGAACAUCUGCACUGGGGAGGAGAAUCUGGAGACUCUUCCAGGGUCUGUCUUUGAAAUGAGCAUGAAUGGCCACAGCUACAGUGUUUAUAAUGCAGUCUAUGCUGUGGCGCAUGCAGCGCAUGCCAUGCGGUUGUCCACAUUCAGACAAAGAAACCCGAUGAAUGGAGAGACCUGGAAGCUGAAUCAACCACCAUGGCAGCUCCAUCAUUUUCUGAGAAACAGCUCAUUUAACAACACUGCCGGGGAAGAGGUGUCCUUUGACCAAAAUGGGGAACUGAUAGCUGGAUUUGAUAUUAUCAACUGGGUCACCUUCCCAAACCAGUCUUUUCUGAGAGUCAGAGUGGGAAGGAUAGACCCAAAGGCUCCUCCUAAUAACAUAUUCACCAUUCAUGAAGAUGCCAUUGUGUGGCCAAGCGGAUUUGACCAGGCACGGCCCCUUUCCGUGUGUAACGGCAUUUGCUAUCCGGGUUACAGUAGGAUGAAGAAGGAAGGGGAACCAUUCUGCUGUUACGAUUGCUUCCCGUGUCCAGAAGGGAAGAUUUCUGGCCAUGAAGAUAUGGAUGAGUGUUUCUCAUGUCCAGAAGGUCAUUACUCUAACAGUGACCACAAUUUAUGCAUUCCCAAAGUUAUUAGCUUCUUAUCUUACGAAGAAAUAUUAGGAGCCUGUCUGGCUGCUUCUGCCCUUUCUUUAUCGCUUAUUACAGCUUGGGUCCUUGGGAUAUUCCUUAAAUACCGGGACACUCCCAUCGUCAAAGCCAACAACCGGGACCUCACCUACACUCUGCUCAUCUCCCUCCUGCUAUCUUUCCUUUGUGCUUUACUAUUCAUUGGCCGACCUGAAAAAUUCAUGUGCCUCCUUCGACAAACAGCUUUUGGCAUCAUCUUCUCCCUCGCCGUGUCUUGUGUGUUGGCCAAAACCACCACUGUGGUUCUAGCAUUCAUGGCCACCAAACCAGGAUCCAGAAUGAAGAACUGGGUGGGGAAACGAUCCGCAAUCUGCAUUGUUCUUUUCGGCCUUCUUGUUCAAGUCACUGUUUGUACUGUAUGGCUAGCAACCUCUCCUCCAUUUCCAGAUUCUGACAUGCACGCAGUAACGGAAGAGAUUGUGCUGCAAUGUAACGAAGGGUCUGUUGCUUUGUUUUUCUGUGUCCUGGGCUUUCUGGGCUUCUUGGCCAUCGUCAGCUUUUCUGUGGCUUUCCUAGCUAGGAAAUUACCAGACAGCUUUAAUGAAGCCAAAUUCAUCACUUUCAGCAUGGUGGUCUUUUGCAGUGUUUGGUUCUGCUUUAUUCCAGCCUACUUAAGCACCAAGGGAAAAUACACGGUGGCUAUGGAGAUUUUCUCCAUCUUGUCUUCCAGUGCUGGAUUGCUAGUUUGCAUCUUUUCUCCUAAAGUAUACAUCAUGAUGUUGAAGCCUGAGUGGAAUAAUAAGGACUGGUUGCUAAGGAGAAAAAGAGAAGAAAGCUAAGGCCAUGGUGACUGGGGUCUAGCUGAAGUAAUCUU